Molecule: messenger RNA, 2335 nt
Organism: Hyla sarda
Lineage: Eukaryota; Metazoa; Chordata; Amphibia; Anura; Hylidae
Gene: LRCH2
Product: leucine rich repeats and calponin homology domain containing 2
Exons: 21
Coding region: 5-2317 (770 amino acids)
Molecular function (GO): protein binding
Source: RefSeq, a predicted model, not a curated record
AGAAAUGGCGGCGACUCAGACGGCGGUGGCAGCUGCCGCUGCGGGGGGCACCGGUGGGCAGAGCGGCGGUGGAGGAGGAGGGACCGGGCAAGGUGGUGGAGGUGGCGGCGGAGGAGGGAGUGCUGUGAACCCUGUCUGCCCGGGCUCGUUGUCUAUGUUCCCCAGCUUCCCCAAUGGACCUCACUGGAGCACGGGGACCCUGUACCAGCACACGGUGAGGAGCCUGGACCGGGCCCUGGAGGAGGCGGUCACCUCCGGCAUCCUCAACCUGAGCGGCCGUAAGCUGAGGGAGUUCCCGGGCACCGGCUAUGAUCUGACGGACACCACACAAGCAGACCUAUCCAAAAACCGGUUUACAGAGAUCCCUCUGGAUGUCUGCCUGUUCGCACCGCUUGAAACCUUAAAUUUAUAUCACAACUGCAUCAAGUGCAUUCCAGAGACCAUAAAAAAUCUCCAGAUGUUAACUUACUUAAAUAUCAGUCGAAAUCUUUUAUCAACGUUGCCAAAAUAUCUCUUCGACUUGCCAUUGAAAGUUUUGGUUGUCAGUAAUAAUAAAUUAGUUUCCAUUCCUGAAGAGGUUGGAAAAUUAAAAGACUUGAUGGAACUGGAUGUCAGCUGCAAUGAAAUCCAGGUUCUUCCACCUCAAGUAGGAAAGCUCCAUUCACUUAGGGAAAUAAAUUUGAGAAGGAAUAAUCUCCAAGUCCUACCAGAUGAGCUGUCGUCUCUUCCACUGGUAAAGCUGGACUUCUCGUGUAAUAAGAUUACAGAAAUCCCAGUAAGCUACAGGAAGCUCCGGCAGCUUGAAGUAUUAAUAUUGGAUAAUAAUCCUAUGCAAAUGCCUCCAGCACAGAUUUGCCUAAAAGGAAAAGUUCACAUAUUUAAGUUCCUGAAUAUUCACGCUUGCUGCCGGACAGAGAAAAAGCCAGAUUCUCUUGACUUGCCGUCACUUGUGAAAAGACUCCCUUCUCAGCCUCUCACAGACAGUAUUGAAGACUUUUACCCAAGUAAAAACCAUGGCCCUGACUCUGGGAUUGGCAGUGACAAUGGAGAUAAACGUCUGUCAACAACUGAACCUUCAGACGACGACACAAUCAGCCUUCACUCUCAGGUAUCAGAAUCAAGAGACCAGGCACUGAAAAACGACAAUCACUUACUAGGGAGUAAACUGGACUCUCAUAAAGGUCACGAUCAGGAGAUUUAUGACUAUGACCCCAGCGCUGAGGAUCCUGCUUUGUCUGAUCAUGGCGAUGUGCAGCUUACUGGGCCCUUUGUUUCUUAUAUUAAGGAAAGAGGGAAACUAAAUGAUAAAUCAGAGAAAGUUGAAGAGAAUGAAGAAUGGGAAGAAGAACAAAGGCUUCAGAAGGAGCAGUUAUUAGAAGAGGAAGAAGAGGAUGAAAUAAAGGAAGUAACAGACCUGAGGAAAAUAGCAGCACAGUUAUUACAGCAAGAAAAGCACAACAGACGGAGGCCCUUAAGUUAUAGGACUUCAUUCAGUGAAAAGCUCUUCCAGAGGAGCAGAGCUGCUGGACGAGCAUCAAGGUAUCGCAUUUACUUAGGUAGCUGUUCGGGGGAUCAUUCACAAUUGUCACCAUGUAACUGGCAGGACGGGGAGAAGGUGCGGAUCAAUGAACAAGGGUGGCCAUCCGCAGAGUGUGCAGUAUGGCAAGCGGAGGAGAGGCGGCGAUCCAAGCAGACUAGGAAAGAGUACUUUAAGUACAAAUCCUCUCGGAAGUGUUCAAGCGGGAAUGACAAUGAUGAGCAAAACAGUGAUAGUGCAAAUGUGUCACCCUCAUCUCCUGUAUCAUCAGAGGAUUGUGAAAGGUCACAUAGUAAUUCACCAACACCGUUUGGAUUAAAGCCUAGAUCUGCUUUUAGUCGCACUUCUCGGCAAGACUAUAGUUCAUUAGAUCCAGGUUUCACAAUGAGAAGAAAAAUGGAGCAUUUAAGAGAAGAGAGAGAGCAGAUAAAGCAGCUCCGAAAUAAUCUGGAGUCCAGGCUGAAGGUUAUUCUGCCAGAAGAUAUUGGAGGAGCACUCAUGGAUGGAGUAGUAUUAUGUCAUCUUGCCAAUCAUAUACGACCUCGUUCAGUUGCAAGUAUUCAUGUCCCAUCACCAGCAGUGCCUAAGCUCAGCAUGGCAAAAUGCAGGCGUAAUGUAGAAAACUUUCUGGAGGCCUGUAAGAAGCUUGGAGUCCCACAAGACAGGCUGUGUUUACCCCAUCAUAUCUUAGAAGAGAGGGGGCUGGUGAAAGUUGGUGUCACAGUACAAGCACUAUUAGAACUUCCCUUACUGAGAACUUCCCAACUUUCUUCAGUGUGAAUUGCCAUGAAAGCCUAC